Phragmites australis (common reed) is the source of this 1200-nucleotide messenger RNA. Its product is annotated as putative pectate lyase 21. NCBI's taxonomy places the organism in Eukaryota, Viridiplantae, Streptophyta, Magnoliopsida, Poales, Poaceae. Gene Ontology annotation, molecular function: pectate lyase activity. Bases 1 to 1095 code for a protein of 364 amino acids. The transcript has 4 exons. The record is from RefSeq and is a predicted model, not a curated record.
AUGGCGCCUCCUCCCUCCGACGGGCAGCUCGGAGACAAGCUGACCAUGGAAGACACGAAAUCCCUUCUCCCGUACGGCACUGUGGAUUCCUCGCUGCGCGCCCUGGCCGGGCAGGCCGAGGGUUUCGGCCGCCACGCCAUCGGCGGCCGCCACGGCGACGUCUACCACGUCACGAACCUGGAGGACGACGGGCCGGGCUCCCUCCGCGAGGGAUGCCGACGGCGCGAGCCGCUGUGGAUCGUCUUCGACGUGUCCGGGACCAUCCACCUCUCCGUGGGCGUGUGCGUGUCGUCCUACAAGACCAUCGACGGCCGCGGGCGGCGCGUCAAGCUGUUCGGCAAGGGCCUGCAGCUGCGGGAGUGCGAGCACGUCAUCGUGUGCGCCCUGGAGAUCGAGGGCGGCCGCGGGCACGACGCCGACGCGGUCCAGAUCAAGCCCCGGUCCAGGCACGUCUGGGUGGACCGCUGCAGCCUGCGCGACUUCGCCGACGGCCUCGUCGACGUCACGAACGGCAGCACGGACGUGACCAUCUCGCGGUGCCACCUCGCAUCGCACGACAAGGCCGUGCUGAUCGGGGGCAGCAGCAGCCACGUCGAGGACAGGUGCAUCCGGGUCACCAUCCACCACUGCUUCUUCGACGGCACGCGGCAGAGGCACCCGCGCGUCAGGUUCGGCAGGGUGCACCUCUACAACAACUACACCAGGAACUGGGGCAUCUACGCUGUCUGUGCCAGUGUUCAAUCGCAAAUCAUCUCCCAGUGCAACAUUUACGAGGCAGGGGAGAAGAAGAAAACCUUCAUGCACAAGGAAGAACAGGCAGCAGACAAAGAUCAGAGCUCAAGCGGACGCAUCCGGUCCGAAGGCGACCUGUUCCUGAAUGAUGCGCAGGAGUGCGCUGCUUAUGCUUCAGAAGGUGCAGGAGAUGAGCUGUGGGACUUCAAGGUCCAAGACUGCUACCAAUCUUGUUCGGUUCAGCCCGCGUCAAUGGCGCUCAAGGAGCUCCUGCAGUGCCGCACCGGCUGGGAGCCGGUUCCGAUGCUACCAGACGUCUCUUGCACGGAAGAAACUGUGAAUCUUGCUGAUCCUACCGCCUGAAAUAGCAUACCCCAAUAUUUGAAGUGACUCCACUAAUAGCAUUCCACAGUAACUAUAGCAAUCACGGUAAUAGUAUGUCUGAUAAAAAUGUCAUCAAUAAUGUGA